UACAUUUCUCCCGGAAGAGGAAGCGCUCAGUCCGGCUGAGGCGGCGCUGAAGCCGGACGUGGAAAGAGGGGGGUCUGUGUCGUCUUCCGAGGCUCCAUGGCCUCCUCGAAGGCCUCGGCCUUGCCUGCAGGCGUCGAGCCGCUUUGGGGGGAAUCCUCCGCUGUGUGUCCCAGGGAGGAGUCCAAUCCCUUUUCCUUCAAGGAGUUCGUCCGGAGCAAGAACCAGAACCCGGAACCCGCUCAGAGACUUUCCCUCGAACCCGAAGCCAGCUCCAAGUUGCCUUCCCGACUUGACAGUGACGAAGAGGAGGACGACUGGAGCAGCUCCUACCGGCCGUCGGCCAUCGAAGAAGCCCUUUCUCUGAGCAUCGGCCCUUCCUCUCCUUCCCCUCCGUGGAACUCGAGAGCAACGACGGGCCCCCAAAACGGAGGGGACGCUUUACCUCCUCUGCAAAGUUACCACGAACUGAAAGAAGAAAAUUCCCAGCUACGAAGCAGAAUCUCUGAAGUUGAAACGGUUUCGGAGAUGCGAGCAGAGAGAGUCAAGCAGCUCGAAAAGACGCUGGAGGAGAACCAACGGAAAGAGGCCAAAGAGGCCCGCGACUUGGAAGCCAUGGUCCAGCAAGUGGAGGAAAACCUCCGGCGCAUGACGAAACGGGCCUCGAAGGCUGAAAGCAACGCUGUGAAGCUGAAGCAGGAGAACGCCCUACUGCAGGUUCAGGUGGAGAAUUACAGGUUGGAAAAGGAAGCCAUGAAACGCAGUGCAGACAUUGCUUUGCAUAACCUUCUAACGGUGCUGACGAAAUCCAGGUUAUCCAUCAAGCAAUUGCUUUCGGGGGCAGAAGAACUGGAGAUUGUGGCCGAAUUCCUGAAAUCAAUGGACAAAAUCACCGAAAUGCCGACAGAUUCUCUCUGAGCUUUAAAUGUUGUAUUUUUCUAACCCGUUGCCCUUUGGUUGGUCCCGAUCAUAUUUAAAAACCCUUAAUAUACUUAUUUUGACUUAUUUGCUGACUUCUUGCCUUUUGUAUAUAUAUAGAUAAUACAGUAUUUUCAAUUAAA
Molecule: messenger RNA, 1058 nt
Organism: Anolis carolinensis (green anole)
Lineage: Eukaryota; Metazoa; Chordata; Lepidosauria; Squamata; Anolidae
Gene: entr1
Product: endosome associated trafficking regulator 1
Exons: 8
Coding region: 97-915 (272 amino acids)
Biological process (GO): positive regulation of cilium assembly; positive regulation of protein localization to cilium; regulation of cytokinesis
Cellular component (GO): early endosome; centrosome; ciliary basal body
Source: RefSeq, a predicted model, not a curated record